Molecule: messenger RNA, 1679 nt
Organism: Neurospora crassa OR74A
Lineage: Eukaryota; Fungi; Ascomycota; Sordariomycetes; Sordariales; Sordariaceae
Gene: cmc
Product: carboxy-cis,cis-muconate cyclase
Exons: 3
Coding region: 370-1470 (366 amino acids)
Molecular function (GO): protein binding; 6-phosphogluconolactonase activity
Source: RefSeq, a predicted model, not a curated record
CUCGUGCCCGUGUAAACAUUCUCCCCACCAUUGGAUACCGAAAGCUGGGGACCAAGUGGGGGGCAGAACGAAACUAACACCAUUCAGCGUUUUCCCAAUGCCGGUCGCAGCUCCAUUCCAUGUGUAAACGAUUGAUGCGACCCCCGUCUCGCGACAGCCGGGCAAUCAUGUCGGAUCUCGAGUUGGGGGAUGGGAUGAACUGGUCGGAUUUUGGGAACAUGGAACUUCGUCCGUCAAGGUCCUCGAGAUAUUCCCAUUUCUCAACAUCGUUGUUUCGCGCUUCGUGAUCCUACGCCGACGUGAACUUUCCAGGUCGCAGUCGCAGUCGCAGUCGCGUCGCCUAUUCCUCCCAGUCGACGUCAUUUCAAGAUGCCCCUCCAUCAUUUGAUGAUUGGUACCUGGACCCCGCCAGGUGCCAUCUUCACUGUCCAGUUCGACGACGAGAAGCUCACAUGCAAGCUCAUCAAGAGAACAGAAAUUCCUCAGGAUGAGCCGAUAUCAUGGAUGACCUUUGACCAUGAGAGGAAGAACAUUUACGGCGCUGCCAUGAAGAAAUGGAGCAGCUUUGCCGUCAAGAGCCCGACUGAGAUUGUCCACGAGGCAUCGCACCCCAUCGGUGGUCACCCCAGGGCCAACGACGCCGACACCAACACGCGUGCCAUCUUCCUCCUCGCAGCCAAGCAGCCCCCCUACGCCGUCUAUGCGAACCCCUUCUACAAGUUCGCCGGCUACGGCAACGUCUUCUCGGUCUCCGAGACCGGCAAGCUCGAGAAGAACGUCCAGAACUACGAAUAUCAAGAAAACACUGGCAUCCACGGCAUGGUGUUCGACCCGACCGAGACCUACCUCUACUCAGCCGACCUGACCGCAAACAAGCUCUGGACGCACCGCAAGCUGGCCUCGGGCGAAGUCGAACUAGUCGGCUCCGUCGACGCUCCCGAUCCGGGCGACCACCCGCGCUGGGUCGCCAUGCACCCCACGGGCAACUAUUUGUAUGCCCUGAUGGAGGCCGGCAACCGCAUCUGCGAGUACGUCAUCGACCCGGCCACGCACAUGCCCGUGUACACGCAUCACAGCUUCCCGCUGAUCCCACCGGGCAUUCCCGAUCGGGACCCCGAGACCGGCAAGGGCCUCUACCGCGCCGACGUGUGCGCGCUGACCUUUAGCGGCAAGUACAUGUUUGCUAGUUCGCGGGCGAACAAGUUCGAGCUGCAGGGGUACAUUGCGGGCUUCAAGCUCAGGGACUGCGGAAGCAUCGAGAAGCAGCUGUUCCUUAGCCCGACGCCGACGAGCGGUGGGCAUAGCAAUGCGGUUAGCCCGUGCCCGUGGAGUGAUGAGUGGAUGGCGAUUACGGACGAUCAGGAGGGCUGGUUGGAGAUUUAUCGGUGGAAGGACGAGUUCUUGCACAGGGUUGCGAGGGUCAGGAUUCCGGAGCCAGGGUUUGGGAUGAAUGCCAUUUGGUACGAUUAGAUGGAAUGCUGUUCUGUCGUUUUGAUGAAGGAAUGAUGAUGGGUGUACCCCCCGAAGGAUGCGCAAGAGGUAAGUAGCGAAAGAUGCGUUACAUCAAUGUGAGCCAGUAACAACAUGCUUCUAUCUAUGAUCAUGACAAUGAAGUAGAAAAGGAUUGAACCUGUAGACCGCGAACGAUGCAAGCUUGCAAUUGGGAAGCAAGUCGUCCA